AUGGCUAAAUGUCUAAACCAAAUAACAAAGAAAAAAACUCAGGGAUUUAAGCGUUUCAAAGGGUUUUCAUUAAGUUACAGACACUUUUCAUUGAAGAAAGCGUUCAACAGUGAAGAGGAGAAGUUGAAGAAACUUGGCAACCUUAUAAAUGACAGCCACCAUAGUUGCAGUGCUCUAUUUGAGUUCAGGCCCAAGGAACAUUUAAUUUUGUUAUGCAGGAGUUUCCCUAAUUUUUUUAGGUUUGGGGCAUGGCCUACUGGGAAAGAACAUGGCAGUUAA
Messenger RNA from Lactuca virosa, 279 nucleotides. The record is from the annotation of a GenBank genome assembly. NCBI's taxonomy places the organism in Eukaryota, Viridiplantae, Streptophyta, Magnoliopsida, Asterales, Asteraceae.